This is a messenger RNA of Phlebotomus papatasi, 1486 nucleotides long. It is a transcript of the gene bys, whose product is annotated as bystin. The coding region runs from base 90 to 1481 and encodes 463 amino acids. The transcript has 2 exons. Gene Ontology annotation, molecular function: snoRNA binding. NCBI's taxonomy places the organism in Eukaryota, Metazoa, Arthropoda, Insecta, Diptera, Psychodidae. Gene Ontology annotation, cellular component: nucleolus; cytoplasm; preribosome, small subunit precursor. Gene Ontology annotation, biological process: rRNA processing. The record is from RefSeq and is a predicted model, not a curated record.
AAUUGAGGUUAUGUGUCUGAUUUGUUUUCAAUUUGUGGGAAGCAAAACACGUGGAUUUUUGAGAUUUUUAGUGAAAAAGUGCAUUAAAAAUGGGAAAAUCAAAGAAGAAAAACAUGAAAUUAGGUCAGGCACCAGCCAAAAAGGCCCUCGAGGAUCAGAUUAUGGAGAGUAGGAUGCCCAAACAGAAGAAUCGCAAUAAAUUCCGAUUGAAGGCUGAGGAAGAAAGUUUUGUCGACGCAAGGAUGACCAAGAAGAUCCUCGAUGUGGCACGGAAGCAGCAAAUUGAAAAUGAAGAGGUGGAUUUCUCAACGAUGUUUGGCCCCACACCGGCGGAAGCUCAUAAGAUCCUCAAGAAAGCCAGACGGGCUCCCAAACUGGGCAAACCGGCAGAGUCAGAUGAUGAGGGAGAUGAUGAAGUAGGACAACAGCCCGAAGUCACAGAACAUGAUUUCUUUGACGAUGUCAAAGUCAAUGAUGAGGAUGAGAAGGCCAUUGAGAUGUUUCAGCACAAAUCGGGUCCAAAAACCAAAUCUCUUUCAGAGAUUAUCAUGGAGAAGAUAGCAGAGAAGCAGAAUGAGCUGCAUACACAACUAUCAGAUGCUGGAUCGCUCAAGAUUGAGGAGAUUGAUCCACGAGUGAAGGAAAUGUACGAAGGAGUCAGAGAUGUGAUGAAAAAGUAUCGCAGUGGAAAAGUGCCCAAGGCAUUCAAAGUGAUUCCCAAGCUGAGGAACUGGGAACAGAUACUGUACAUCACAGAGCCGCAGCACUGGAGUGCUGCUGCAAUGUACCGGGGUACGAGGAUCUUCAGUUCAGUUCUGUCCCAUCCAAUGGCUCAGAGAUUCUACAAUCUCGUCCUACUGCCACGCAUCCGGGAUGAUUUGUGUGAAUACAAGAGGCUCAACAGUCAUCUGUAUGCAGCCCUAAGGAAGGCUCUCUUCAAGCCAGCAGCCUUCUUCAAGGGUAUCAUUCUGCCUCUUCUUGAGUCCGGUGACUGUACCCUCCGGGAAGCCAUCAUUUUUGGCAGUGUCAUUGCUCGCAAUCAAAUUCCCGUCCUCCACUCCUCUGCGUGUCUCCUUAAAAUCUGCGAAAUGGAGUAUUCUGGGGCCAAUUCCAUUUUCAUCCGAAUUCUUCUGGACAAACGCUACGCUCUGCCCUACAGAGUUGUCGAUGCGGCAGUCUUUCACUUCUUGCGCUUCGAACACGAUAAGAGAACAAUGCCAGUACUUUGGCAUCAGAGCUUUCUGACUUUUGUGCAGAGGUACAAGAAUGACAUCUCGUCGGAUCAGAAGGAUGUCCUGCUGGGAUUGCUCAGGAAGCAAGUUCAUCCCAAACUAACGCCGGAGAUUCGUCGGGAGCUCGUGGCGGCAAAAUGCAGAGACAUUGAAAUUCCCAAUGAGCAGGAAAUGAAAGAUGAAGAAGCUGGCCUUAUGGAAAAUAAUGAAUAUGAUCCUGUUUUUGAUGCUCCCAUGGAUAGUGAUUAAUACGA